UCAGCGACGGCUGGCAUUAUCGUGCUGGAAUAAACGCGCCUGGCUGGAUUAUUACCGCUUGUCUGUGAGAGCUCAAGUGCUUUGUUCUGGUUACAGUUUCCAUAAAUUAUCUUCCGUGGACACUGAAGGGUUUAUUAUGAAGAUGAGGGAUUUAUUGUGUCUGCUGGUGCUUGUACUGACCAUCUGCACGACGGUACGAGCGAGGUGUCCUAAGGUGUGUAAGUGUCCGGCGGAGCGGCCCGUGUGCACACCGGGCGUCAGUGCGGUGCCCGACGGCUGCGGCUGCUGUAAGGUUUGUGCCGCCCAGCUAAACGACGACUGCCAUGAAGACAAACCCUGCGACCAUCACAAGGGGCUGGAGUGUAACUAUGGCAACGAUGUGGCCAGUAUCCAUGGAAUCUGCCGGGCCAAACUGGAAGGCCGCUCUUGCGAAUACAAUGGCCGCAUGUAUCAGAAUGGAGAAAACUUCCGCGCGGGCUGCAAACACCAGUGCACCUGUAUCGACGGGGCGGUGGGCUGCGUGCCCCUCUGCCCCACCGAUAUUCCUCUGGCAUCGCCAUCCUGUCCCGCACCUCGACUGGUCAAAAUCCCGGGCCAGUGCUGCCUCAGCGUGGACUGUCACAGCGAGUCCUCCGUCCUCCCGCCAGUGUUCAGACGGCCGCAGCCGCCUCCGUAUCUGUUCCCCGACCUGCACACCUACAAGAAGCCCCAACCAAAGCCGUUCCCCUACAAGCCCAAAGAAUCCCUGAGCAAUGAACUCAUAGAGGUGGAGAAAAAGUGGGACAAACCGCGUAGCCGAAAGCACCUACCAGCGUGGAAGCAAGCCAAGCAAUGUGUUGCGCAGACGACAAGCUGGACGCCUUGUUCGCGCAGCUGCGGGAUGGGCGUUUCAUCUCGGGUCACCAAUGAGAAUGCGCAGUGCAAGCUGCUGAAGGAAACCAGACUCUGCAACAUUCGUCCCUGUAGUUCUGUGAAUGUGCCUAUAAAGAAGGGGAGGAAGUGCUCUCGUACCCAGAAGUCUCCCGAGCCUCUGCGUCUGCGCUACGCCGGCUGCCGCAGCACACGUCUCUAUAGGCCCAACUACUGCGGGACGUGCCUGGACGGGCGAUGCUGCUCGCCCCGGCGCACGCGGACGGCCCCCGUGCUCUUCGCCUGCCCCGACGGAGAGCGCUUCAAGAGGGCCAUAAUGUUUGUGCAGUCCUGCAAGUGCAAUGACGAAUGCGGCCACCUGAACGAUGCAGCGCUCCCGCCCCAACGUUGGCUCUAUGGUGACAUGCACAAGUUCGUAGAUUAACGUCUCGUUUGUCCAAAGACCCGCCCCCAUGUCUUUCCCUGUCCAAUAGAGUAGCGUUUCGAAGUGUAACUCUGAGUAGACGCUAGGCCGAGGCCUUAUUAUAAUGCAAAUCCAUGCGGAAAAAGGGCAAUUUUGGGUUUCCAAUCCCUUGUACCGAGAGCCUUAGAGUAGAUGCGCUUUCCGCGAGGAACCGGAAUGGGAUGAAUCCCAGUCGUGAAUAUAUACAAUGGAUCUUCUGAUUGACUGGUCCUUACCAUGAACAGUGAUGCGUUCUGGGGCACCUGCGCAAUCUAGAUGAGCCUUUAAGCAGGUUUGGAGGGGGAAAAAAUGCCUCAGUGGGAUGCUGAUUAGACACUUAAAUGUGGUGGGACCUCUCAGCUUCACAAGGGCUGACCUUUACGUCUUUUGUAGUGAUUGCUUUGCCUUGACGUUCAAAGAACUGCUGGCAAAUACAAGGGAAACUCAACGGGAAGUUGUUGUAAGCUACCCAGGUUUAGACUCAGCUGCUUGUGGACUCAACACUGAGACUGAUGGUUUCGUGAGCCCAUGACUCCGUCGACUCACCAAGCGAUAUUUGCCAAGUGCUGCUGCUCCCGGCUAAUUACAAUCUUCUUCUUUGGGGGCAGAAAGAAACCCAGUAACCCUUUGGUUUGCAAUAAAAAUAUGUUUAAAACACCAGCAUCUGAUGUAAACAUGUAAUUUGAAAGUAAUGGGUGGGUCGGUUCUUUCAAACGCUGGUCUGUAAUCUACCACUUGAUGGCAGAGCCUGGUGCAAACGGCACUGGUGUCUGUGUGUUUUAUGAUGCAGCGGUUUCCAUUUCUGCCUGGCAUUGGUGGAUGAACUGACGGAGGUCACACCAUCUGACUCAGGGAGGGUUUGAACAGGCUAAAAAAAAAAACUAAUUUUGAAUAGAAGAAGCCAUGUUGUCAUUGAAUGAUUGUGUUAGUAUAUUUUGUUACGUUUCGUUCCAUCUCUCAAUCUCAACUGAGUAAAACGGCAUUUCUGCAUAUUACAUUUCAGAUGCCAUGUCCGUUACAGCAGUCAUUCGGAGGAAGUUGUGGAAAGCUGCUGACUGAAUAAACAGCCAAUUACAUGCUGCAUGUAAACUUGAUUAAAAAAUGAACAGCUUUCUGUUGUUUCGAGUUAAUUAACCAUAAGAAUCUGACACUAAUUACGUUGUCGAAUCGAUUAAUUAGCGGAUGUUUUUAUUACUUCACCACCUGCGCGUGACGUCAUUAACGACAGUUGAACAAGCGUGAUUCAAACGACGGAGGCGCGAACAUCUCACUACUGGUUCGCAACGGUCGCAACUGCCUAGUUAGUUUUUUCUCCGUCAAAAAUGCAUCAUACUAUGGUAAUUAAGCAGAAUUGUGUCUUCGAACAGGAAACAUACCUGUGAGUAGUUCUGUGAGCGUUUUCCUCCCGUCUGGCGCGAUCUUCUGGUCUCCGAUGUUCGUCUGUGGGAUUUUCUUCACCUGUUUUAUCAUCUAGCAGGUGACAAUUUUAAGAUGUUCUCUUAUUACCAGUCAAGCAUUAUUGCAAUCAAUUUGAUUUAAUCAUAGCUGAUGUUUGUAUGCUUUAUGAAAAAAAAAUUUGUACAGACUUUUAAAAGUCUUGAGUGGAUUAUAUUAUCAGGAAAUGACAUUUAGCAGCCAUGUGAUUAAAUGUUUCAUAAAUACCUUCAUCAUGCUACACUUUCAUACUGCUGAAAACCAGACUUAUCUGGAUUUGGGUCUGGUCUAAAAUGGGCUUGUAUUAUAAGUUACUCUCAUUUGUUUUACCUCUUGAGACAGAGGACAACCACUCAACAUCCAUCAAAUAAACUGGCUUGUAAAAACGAUUGACUCCAGGUGCGUUUUUUUU
Sinocyclocheilus rhinocerous is the source of this 3158-nucleotide messenger RNA. Its product is annotated as protein CYR61-like. Gene Ontology annotation, cellular component: extracellular region. The record is from RefSeq and is a predicted model, not a curated record. Gene Ontology annotation, molecular function: integrin binding; heparin binding. The transcript has 5 exons. The coding region runs from base 137 to 1294 and encodes 385 amino acids. NCBI's taxonomy places the organism in Eukaryota, Metazoa, Chordata, Actinopteri, Cypriniformes, Cyprinidae. Gene Ontology annotation, biological process: signal transduction; positive regulation of cell migration; cell adhesion.